Oenanthe melanoleuca is the source of this 3479-nucleotide messenger RNA. RefSeq names its product solute carrier family 12 member 3 (gene SLC12A3). Gene Ontology annotation, molecular function: sodium:potassium:chloride symporter activity. The transcript has 26 exons. NCBI's taxonomy places the organism in Eukaryota, Metazoa, Chordata, Aves, Passeriformes, Muscicapidae. Gene Ontology annotation, cellular component: membrane. Gene Ontology annotation, biological process: chloride ion homeostasis; potassium ion homeostasis; cell volume homeostasis. The coding region runs from base 159 to 3266 and encodes 1035 amino acids. The record is from RefSeq and is a predicted model, not a curated record.
UCCCCCUGACCAGCUUGGGGUGGUUCAAGCUGAUUCCUUUCCUCUAUUAGCAUCAGUGGUGGGUGUGUGCCGGUCACCUCGCUCCGGUUUUGCAGGGUAUAAAGCCGGCAAGCCCCUCUCCACCCUGUCCCCACCUGGCCGGCUCCUGGGCAGGGGCCAUGGCCGAGCUGCCCAUCCCAGAUCUGCCCCCCGCCCGCUGCAGCGGCCGCUUCACCAUCAGCACCCUCCUGGGCAUGGAGGAGGGGGGCCGGGGUCCCUACACGCCCACCGAGGGCUCCAGCUGUGACAGCGCCCAGCCCACCCAGCUGUCCAGCAGCACCCUCUGCAGCAGGACCUUUGGCUACAACACGGUGGAUGUGGUGCCAGCCUACGAGCACUACGCCAACAGCAAGGGGGUGGGCGACCCCCGGAAGGGCAGGCCCUCGCUGGCUGACCUGCACUCCAUCCUCAAGCCUGACCCGGGCUGCCUUCGCACACCAGUGUCUGAGCUGCAGCAGAGCAAUGGCCUGCCAGAGGCUGGGCUGGAGGCCGGGCUGGAGGAGGCAGAAGGGGAGCCAGGCAGAGACUCCGUGCCAGAACCUGUCCGCUUUGGAUGGGUGAAGGGCGUCAUGGUUCGCUGCAUGCUGAACAUUUGGGGAGUUAUCCUGUACUUGCGCUUGCCCUGGAUCACCGCCCAGGCAGGAAUCGCCUUGACGUGGGUCAUCAUCCUCAUGUCCGUGACAGUGACCACCAUAACCGGCUUGUCCAUCUCUGCCAUAUCCACCAAUGGCAAAGUGAAGUCAGGAGGCACCUACUUCCUCAUCUCGCGGAGCCUGGGGCCGGAGCUGGGCGGCUCCAUCGGGCUGAUCUUUGCCUUUGCAAACGCGGUGGCCGUGGCCAUGCACACCGUGGGCUUUGCUGAAACUGUCCGGGACCUGCUGCAGGAGCACAAUUCCCUCAUCGUGGACCCUACCAAUGACAUCCGAAUCAUUGGGGUCAUCACUGUGACGGUGCUGCUGGGCAUCUCCCUGGCUGGCAUGGAAUGGGAGGCCAAGGCACAGAUACUGUUCUUCCUGGUCAUCCUGGUUUCCUUCAUUAACUACCUGGUGGGGACAGUGAUUCCAGCCACUGCUGAGAAACAAGCAAAGGGCUUCUUCAGCUACCGAGCUGAUAUCUUUGCUCAGAAUUUUGUGCCCAACUGGCGUGGACCUGAGGGCUCCUUCUUUGGCUUGUUUUCCAUUUUCUUCCCAUCAGCAACGGGCAUCCUGGCUGGGGCCAACAUUUCGGGUGACCUGAAGGAUCCUGCUGUGGCUAUUCCCAAGGGCACCUUGAUGGCCAUCUUCUGGACCACUCUGUCCUACCUGGUGCUUUCUGCUACCAUUGGUGCGUGUGUGGUCCGAGAUGCCUCAGGCAGCCUGAACGACAGCGUGGCCGUGGGCUCGCCGGGCUGUGAGGGACUGGCCUGCAGCUUCGGCUGGAACUUCACUGCCUGCACCCAGCAGCACAGCUGCCGCUACGGGCUCAGCAACUACUACCAGAGCAUGAGCAUGGUGUCUGGAUUUGGCCCCCUCAUUACAGCAGGGAUCUUUGGUGCUACCCUCUCCUCGGCAUUGGCCUCUCUUGUCUCAGCCCCCAAAGUCUUCCAGUGUCUCUGCAAGGACCAGCUCUAUCCUCUCAUCGGCUUCUUCGGGAAGGGCUAUGGGAAGAACAGCGAGCCCAUCCGUGGCUACAUGCUCACCUAUGUCAUUGCCAUUGGCUUUAUCCUCAUCGCUGAGCUCAAUGCCAUCGCCCCCAUCAUCUCCAACUUCUUCCUCUGCUCCUACGCCCUCAUCAACUUCAGCUGCUUCCACGCCUCCAUCACCAACUCCCCAGGCUGGCGACCCUCCUUUCGGUAUUACAGCAAGUGGGCUGCGCUCUUUGGAGCAGCUGUCUCAGUGGUGAUCAUGUUCCUGCUGACCUGGUGGGCAGCCCUCAUUGCCUUCGGCAUCGUCAUCUUCCUCCUGGGAUAUGUCCUCUACAAAAAGCCGGAUGUCAACUGGGGCUCCUCCAUGCAAGCCAGUUCCUACAAUAUGGCCCUCAACUACUCAGUGGGGCUGAGCGAAGUGGAUGAGCACAUCAAGAACUACAGACCGCAGUGCCUGGUGCUGACUGGUCCACCCAACUUCCGCCCAGCACUGGUGGAUUUUGUGGGGACCUUCACCAAGAACCUCAGCCUGAUGCUUUGUGGCAACGUGCUGAUUGGACCACGGAAGCAGAAGAUGCCAGAGUCCCGGCUGAUGGCAGAUGGCCACUCUAAGUGGCUGAUGAAGAGGAAGAUCAAGGCUUUCUACACUGAUGUGGUGGCUGAGGAUUUGAGAAGUGGUGUCCAAAUGCUCAUCCAGGCUGCUGGCCUUGGGAAGAUGAGACCUAACAUCUUAGUGCUGGGCUACAAGAGGGACUGGCGGACGGCAUCUCCACAGAGCCUGGAGGACUACGUGGGCAUCCUGCACGAUGCUUUCGAUUUCAAGUACGGUGUGUGCUUGAUGCGGAUGAAGGAAGGGCUGAACGUUUCCCGAGUGCUGCAGGCACAUGUUAACCCCACGUUCGAGGCAGCAGAGCACCCCAAGAAUGGCACUGGCAGCAAAGCUGCCCCAGGCACAGUGGACCCCACCACCUUGGCCAGUGAGCAGCAGGCAAGCACCAUCUUCCAGAGCGAGCAGGGCAAGAAGACCAUUGACAUUUACUGGCUCUUUGAUGACGGAGGUCUCACGCUGCUCAUCCCCUAUCUCCUGGGGCGCAAGAAGCGGUGGGGAAAGUGCAAAAUCCGGGUGUUUGUCGGCGGGCAGAUCAACAGGAUGGACGAGGAGAGGAAGGCGAUUGUGUCUCUGCUGAGCAAGUUCCGCCUCGGCUUCCAUGAGGUCCACAUCCUCCCUGACAUCAACCAGAAACCCCGGCCAGAGCACAUCAAGAGGUUUGAUGAACUCAUCGCUCCCUUCAGGCUGAACGAUGGCUUCAAAGACGAGGCCACAGUGAAUGAGAUGAGACAGGGCUGUCCCUGGAAGAUCUCUGAUGAGGAGGUCGAUAAAAACAGAGCCAAGUCGCUCCGACAAGUGAGGCUGAAUGAGAUUUUGCUGGAUUACUCACGAGAUGCAGCACUCAUAGCCAUCACCCCGCCCAUCGGCAGGAAGGGACGCUGCCCCAGCUCCCUCUACAUGGCCUGGCUCGAGACCCUCUCGCAGGACCUGAGACCCCCCAUCAUUCUCACACGAGGAAACCAAGAGAAUGUGUUGACCUUUUACUGCCAAUAAAACCUCCUGGAUCCCUGAUGACUUGGCAUGUGAGUUUUUCAAGCCGGUUUUGAUCCUGGAGUACGCUCAUCUGGGAGUCUGGGGGAAGCAGUGAAGGCAUGGUGGUUACCAGCCCUCUGGAAAUGCCCACCAGGCACUGCUGCCACCCUCUUACAAAUACUUGUUUGGCCUGUAGGCUGUGUACGUUGUACAUCAAUAAACAGCAAUGCCAGC